ACCGGGUUUGGAGCUCGAUGGGAGUUUCUUGAGAGUGACUCGUUUGGAUCGCUUUGACUUGAGCUUCUUUGAGAGGCUCUUGAUUCCCUUGGGCUUUCGGCCCUUGACCGGAGUCUGGUCGCUUGAACUUGCCGCGUUCAUUUUGGAUCUACAAAUAUAGCGUGAUACGGUAUUGCCUGGAAAAAAUGGCAGAUUCAACCCUGAUCAACGCAUUUCUGUCGCCCCAGAACCGGGAUUACGUCUACACCGAGAUCCGCCGGUGUGUUGCUGUCGUUACCGGAUUUGACAUUGGAUCGUCCUUCCAGGAGUUUGUUCACUGCGAGAUUGCUGGAUAUCUCGCUCAUCACGGCAUUCCCCAGAGCAAGAUGGACAUCAUCCGAUACGACGAAAGCUUGAUCCGCAAGCUAUCCGAGGUGAUCGCCAGCACCGGAACAUCCGAAGUAGGCACACUGCGAUCGCGAAUACCAGAGCCAGAACCAGAGCAUGUAGCCGUGCCAGAGCAUGUGCCAGUGCAUGUGCCAGUGCCAGAGCCGGUACUCGCGCCUGCACCAGAGCCCACCAUACCAGUGAUCAUGUCAGAGAAUGGUGUAUUCGAAGUUUCUGCAUUAAACAACAUAUUUCCAAUCGUUGACGAAACAGGAAGGCGGUAUGAUAUCAUCAUCCCAACUGGCCAAUACACACACGAGACCGUCACCACCGCUCUGAUCAAAGCAUUUGAAGAACAAGCCUCAGAGUUCUCGAUACACCCGACCACCGACCCGCGAGGAUUCGCAAUAGAAAACAAGACAGUCACGUUCAAGUGUCUUGUGGAAGGUCAGCUCGCAUCGUUCCUCAGAACGUUUUGUGGCCUUGAGAAGAAUUCUAAGCGAGCCCAAAGCUGCGAGUUCGUCUGGCCAACCACAUCGUGAUGCGUGGUCACUGACUUGGGAUGAAUUCCCAUCCGAGCUCCUCGCAUAUCGCUCUCCACAUGCAGUCUUGCGAUCGGAGUUUCUCGGCGCUUUUGAGCAGAGGAAAAUGUUUCGCCGUUUCAGGCAUGCCGAGCAGCUCGCAAAAUUUGUGCAAGACAUAGCUGUACGAGAGGAAGUUGCGGCGGAUCGCGGGUUUGGUUUUCU
Molecule: messenger RNA, 1112 nt
Organism: Polychytrium aggregatum
Lineage: Eukaryota; Fungi; Chytridiomycota; Chytridiomycetes; Polychytriales
Exons: 1
Coding region: 186-908 (240 amino acids)
Source: RefSeq, a predicted model, not a curated record